This is a messenger RNA of Cyprinodon variegatus (sheepshead minnow), 735 nucleotides long. Its product is annotated as homeobox protein Hox-A7-like. The record is from RefSeq and is a predicted model, not a curated record. Gene Ontology annotation, molecular function: RNA polymerase II cis-regulatory region sequence-specific DNA binding; DNA-binding transcription factor activity, RNA polymerase II-specific. The coding region runs from base 1 to 735 and encodes 244 amino acids. Gene Ontology annotation, cellular component: nucleus. Gene Ontology annotation, biological process: regulation of transcription by RNA polymerase II; anterior/posterior pattern specification. The transcript is spliced from 4 exons. Lineage: Eukaryota; Metazoa; Chordata; Actinopteri; Cyprinodontiformes; Cyprinodontidae.
AUGGACCCAAACUUCAAAGACUCGGCCAGAGACAGUGUCAUAAAAACGCCUGCUCUGCUAUACACUGUCUGGCUGAGCGGAAAUGAUCAGCUUUAUUGGAUCCCUGUCCGAUCGGAAAAGGAGAAGGACUCACGUUCUCUGUUUCCGAUCUCAGAGGGAGCUUGUUGCGGGGUUGGACCCGAGGGGAAGGACCAUCGGACUGCGGCCAUCGCUUUUGCGCCAUCGCUUUCUGGCGUUUACAGCGUCAGUAGCGCAGCGUUCCAGGACCUGAAUCCUUUGUUUUCCUCAGCAGAUGGCCAGAGACCGGACAUACACACUUUGGACCUCAGCAACCCGUUUGACCAAGGCCGCCUGAUCAGCGGGAGCUGCUGCCAUCUAGGGCCGGGAGCCCCUUCCUCACCCCAGGAUAAACAGUACCGGAUGUACCCAUGGAUGCGGGCAUCAGAUCCAAACCGUAGACGGGGCCGACAGACCUACUCCCAGCACCAGACCUUGGAGCUGGAGAAGGAGUUCCACUUUAACCGGUACCUGACCCGCAGGCGGCGGAUAGAGAUCGCCCACGCCCUCUGCCUCUCGGAGAGACAGAUCAAAAUCUGGUUCCAGAACCGCAGAAUGAAGUGGAAGAAGGACAACAGGGAUGAGUCCAACAGUAUGGAGACAAAGCACGGAGACACUAUGGCCACAUCCGGAGAUGGAGAUCCUGACAGGACAGACCCAGGGGAUCCCAAUCAUUAA